Gossypium raimondii (Peruvian cotton) is the source of this 1228-nucleotide messenger RNA. RefSeq names its product soluble inorganic pyrophosphatase 1. NCBI's taxonomy places the organism in Eukaryota, Viridiplantae, Streptophyta, Magnoliopsida, Malvales, Malvaceae. Gene Ontology annotation, molecular function: magnesium ion binding; inorganic diphosphate phosphatase activity. Gene Ontology annotation, cellular component: cytoplasm. Gene Ontology annotation, biological process: phosphate-containing compound metabolic process. The record is from RefSeq and is a predicted model, not a curated record. The transcript is spliced from 8 exons. The coding region runs from base 206 to 907 and encodes 233 amino acids.
CAGCAAUAGACACCAGGCACUGCCUUAAAGCAUUCACCAACCUCUUUUCUCUCUUCUUCUCCCACGUCUUUUCAACCCUCCUUCCUAUAAAUAUUUACCUCUACAUCAAUUAAAGCUUUAGGAUCGGUGCGUCAUAUUAUCUUCAUUUACUUUAUUUUUCUGUGUCUACACUCAUUAUAUCCCAGAACUAAGUAAAAUAAAAAGGAUGAGUGAAUCGACUGAAGCUCCACGCCCCCGUCUAAAUGAGAGGAUCCUAUCGGCUAUGUCAAAGAGAUCGGUAGCUGCACAUCCAUGGCAUGAUCUUGAGAUUGGAUCUGAAGCUCCAACCGUUUUCAAUUGUGUUGUGGAGAUAUCGAAAGGCAGUAAGGUGAAAUAUGAACUUGACAAAAAGACCGGAAUGAUUAAGGUUGAUCGGAUUUUGUAUUCCUCGGUAGUCUAUCCUCACAAUUAUGGUUUCAUCCCUCGCACGCUAUGCGAAGACAAUGAUCCCAUGGAUUGUUUGGUUAUCAUGCAGGAGCCAGUUCUUCCUGGAUGUUUUCUGCGAGCCAGAGCCCUUGGACUGAUGCCCAUGAUUGACCAGGGGGAGAAAGAUGAUAAGAUCAUUGCAGUUUGUGCAGAUGAUCCAGAAUACAAACAUUUCACCGAUAUCAAAGAUCUUCCCCCUCAUCGCCUUACCGAGAUCCGCCGUUUCUUUGAAGAUUACAAGAAAAAUGAGAACAAGGAGGUUGCAGUCAAUGAUAUUUUACCUGUAAACACAGCUAUUGAAGCCAUCCAGUAUUCAAUGUAUGCCUCUUCCUUAAAAGAAUGCCAUCAUAGAAGGGAAUUCCUAAGUCUAAAUCUGAUGGACAGUCCCCUUGCUCUACAAUUAUUAGUCAGUGUUGUUCUUUUUGGUUCUAUAUCUGAUUAAGGGUUUCAUGUUGCUAUGGCAGGGACCUUUACAACGAGUACAUUAUACAAACACUGAAGCAAUAGGCUCAAAAACGGCUAUUUUCCAUUCAUUCAUGGAGGGAAACUGCAUCAUACUAAAUAAAAGCAUCUUAUCGACCGCGGUUGAAUGAGAAUGAUAGCCCCAUUGAUUACAUUUCUUUUUGUAGUUUCAAAUGAUUAUUAUCAUCAUCAUUAUAAUUAUUUUCAUUGCUCAUUGGAUUAAAAUUUCUUGUGAAAAGAAGUGAUAAAAAAGAAUGUAUAAGUUUUUACUAGAACUAGUAAAAUAUCAAAUUCGCUUACA